Messenger RNA from Stylophora pistillata, 4779 nucleotides. RefSeq lists its product as uncharacterized. Gene Ontology annotation, molecular function: transmembrane transporter activity. Gene Ontology annotation, cellular component: plasma membrane. NCBI's taxonomy places the organism in Eukaryota, Metazoa, Cnidaria, Anthozoa, Scleractinia, Pocilloporidae. Gene Ontology annotation, biological process: nitrogen compound transport. The record is from RefSeq and is a predicted model, not a curated record.
UGGUAAGGUGUCUAUCCUUGGUACAAAUAGGACCCCUCCAUUGUAUCACUUUAUUUAGAAGAAUUCACUGAAAUCAAAUUAAAACUUAGUUUUCCUAUUUUGCGAACUAAAUUUCCUUGAACAUUCAAGUUCGAAACUUUUAGUUCACUUUUCACUCGUGACCUUCGGUGUCAUUCGCAUGACGCUCUGCGUUGUUCAGAGGAGCAUCUUGUGUUAUUUUUUCUCGAUGAUAUUUUUAAUCGGCGACAUAUAAACAGUUUUAAGUCGGUUAAGGUGGCAAUUCCGUUGUCAUAGUGGCUUGUCGGUGCGCAGGUCAUUGUUUGUCGAUAAUCUGUCUAAAGAACGAGCGUUUCCUUCUUAAAUCUGACAAUUAGAACAAUAUUGCAGCAAUGACCUGUUUUAAGCUUUGAAUCUAUUUGACCAAGUUUUACUCACAGCAUGUUAGAGAAGAAUCGAGUUUCCAGAUGGGAUUUGUUAGAGAAGUUCAGCUUUUAUCCCUUUAGAGUCAGGUUGUGAUGUGCCUCGCACGUGCUACAAAUGGCGCUCAUACGUGGUACACUUAUUACUGUAUCAACGUUUAAGUUGACCUUGAGUCUAUCUCAGAUGCAAUAAAACCGAGUAAAAAUGAAUGAAAUCGAAGUUAGAAGCCCUUUAGCGGAGGAAAUAUCCGAGUUAGCUCGAUGUGCUAGCCAGUAAAAUUACGCGCUUCAGUAAAUUGACCCCAGUACGUGCUAAAGUUGGAGUGAAACACAAAUCCUGUCAUGCAGACGGAAACAAAAGUGACAAGUCCAGUGGGCGUGUGAGGGGAGAUUACACAAUCACAUUCCAUCGAAAAAAAAACAAACCAAUAUUUAAAGAGGUCUCGUGUAUCGACAUACAAUAAACCGACUUGUGCUCUGUGCGACAAGAAGCGCAAUAUUGACAGCAGUACCACUAAAGCUGAACGUGUCGCACUGCAGAUAUGGAGAUUGACAGUAACGUUUCGGAGAAGUUCACUUGGUUUCGAGUCAGAAAGAAAAUUGGAAGAUUUGGAGUAAACAUUCGAAUUAACCCCAUCGUCACUUCCAUCUCGGCCGCGAUUAUUUGGGCCUUUGUGAUAUUUUGCUCAGUCGAAGCAAAAGUCGCUUACGAUGAGUUGACGAAGUCCAUGAAGUGGAUCACGGAAACCUGCACCUGGAUGUACAUUGGUACCCAAGAUGUAUGGGCUGUGUUUAUUAUAGUCCUGUAUUUCUCGAAAUACGGGAAAAUGAAGCUGGGAAAACCGGAUGACAGACCGGAUUUCAGCGACGCAACGUACUUCACCAUGCUGUUCGCAGCUGGGAUAGGCGUCGGUUUGUUUUUCUUCGGAGUUGCUGAACCUGUGUGGCACUAUUCCGACACUAAAAACCGCUACUAUGGCAGGUACAAUGACAAUCAGCGUGCUCAGGAUGCCAUGAAUGUUACUUUGUUUCACUGGGGUAUUCACGGCUGGAUCGUGUACGUCAUUGUCGGCCUGCUACUUGCAUUUGUCGGGUUUAGGCAGGGCCUUCCCAUGACCGUGCGUUCUUGUUUCUAUCCCCUCCUUGGCGACAAGAUCUUUGGCUGGAUGGGUGACGCAGUAGACAUACUUUCCGUGGUGUGCACCAUGUUCGGCGUUUGCACCAGCCUUGGACUUGGUGUUAUACAGAUGAAUACUGGCUUUAACCGUAUUUGGGAAAAGAUUGAAAUCACGACCACCAAUCAAAUUAUCAUUAUCUGGUGCGUCACUGCAUGUGCCACAGCCUCAGUGGUCAGCGGUCUAAAAGUUGGAAUUCGCCGCCUCAGCGAGAUCUGCUUCAUCCUGGGAAUGUUCCUUAUGCUUGUUACAUUCUUCUUUCAGAACACCUGGCAUGUACUCAACGUUUACGUUCAAAGUAUUGGCUACUAUAUUCAGUGGAUUAUUCAGCUCGGCUUCCAUACAGAUGCGUUCGCACAACUAAAUAAUGCUCCAGAUGGUAAAUCCAGCCAACACUGGAUGGGAACCUGGACCAUCUUCUACUGGGGAUGGUGGAUCGCCUGGUCUCCUUUUGUGGGAAUGUUCAUCGCCAAGAUUUCAAGAGGAAGAACCAUCAGGCAGUUUAUCAACGCCACAAUGACGGCCCCGAUAAUUUAUUCGUUCCUCUGGUUUAGCAUUUUUGGCAGCGCGGGUUUGAAAAUGGAACGAGAUGCUGAAUCUGGUUGCUGCAACGCUACUGGGAAGCUUGUCCGGCUUUCGACUCGAAAAACAGAAGAAAUGUGGUUUGAUGUUAUGGACCAACAGGGUGACCUGGGGAUGUUCCUAUCAAUAGUUUCACUUGUAAGCAUCGUCCUUUACUUCGUAACAAGCUCCGAUAGCGGCUCCCUGGUGAUCGACUGUCUAUCAGCUAAUGGUGAUGCAGAACCACCCGUCAUUCAGCGCGUUUUCUGGGCUUUAACAGAAGGUGCCUGUGCUACAGCUCUCCUUUAUUCCGGUGGGACUCACGGACUGCAAGCUCUACAAGCAGUGUCUAUAGCAUCUGGCGUUCCUUACACCAUCAUGCUGUGUUUCAUGUGCGUGGCUUUAUGGAGAGCAGUUAAAAUAGAAGCUGGAGACUUAGAUCCCCAUGGCCCACACUUUUCUACUGGUCUCCUGGACGUACUGACUCAACCCACCAUGUCGAGUGUUCAAAAGGUUCUAAUUGCAAUCGUGGCACCAUGGUAUUCCAUGGGGAACGCUGCCUCUAAGUUCGCUGGCAGAGAAGACCGGAAAUAUCUUUAUAUGCUGGCCCUGGCAGCUCCCUUUUAUCUCUGGAUUGUUUGCAUGGCUCUUGAGCCAGUGGUAGAGGGAAUUUCGCACGUUGGAUGGACAAUCUUGAUUGGAUUCUUCGCUUAUGCCACAGCUAUCCGUAACUCCAUUCGAGAAAAGUACGCCAUCUAUGGUAACAUGACUGAAGAUUUCUUUGCAGUAACGCUCACCUACUUCUUUGCAGCAUACCAGAUGGAGCAUCACAUGGACCACGUUGAACACUUUGACAUGGAUGGCACAAACCUGAAUGGAGUCAGCCGAGACAUCAUGCUCUCCGAGGUUCAUAUUAACAAGAUGGCCGAAGACGAUGACGGAACAAAACCAAAGAAAAUUGAUUGUAAAACAAAUGGAUUUGGCUCAGAUGACCAUGUGAAUGAUAAUGCUGGUAAUGAGAUGCUCACAGAAGUCAAAUCAAGCCAAGACAAAGGCUAUGAUGAGGCAUUUUGAAAAGAACUAUCCGAACAGGAAAACACUCAGAUAAAAUAAGAGCAGAACUGUAUCCGACCAAACCAGCAGAACUCUAUUUCCCUAUUUAUCUUUAAUAUAUAGAACAACGGAUUUCUACCUCCAUUUUCAAAAUCGCAUGCGCCUUUUAAGUGUGGGAGAGGGUUACCAUAGGUGCGUGAGCUAGUUCGGGUGAGACAUUUCAGCACAGUCUAUUUUUUAUUAUGAGCAAAGAAAGUGAGGAAGUUUACCCAUUUCAUAGCUACGAGGACACCGUUUUUAUAAGUGCAUUUAUUACCACAGUAGCAAUGGUGGCAUUAGCAUUCACUCGGUUUACACCACAAAUACUGUGACUAAUGCGACAUAGCGUAUCAAAUCUGCGUUGAACUUGUGCUACAAGAACUGGACCACGUGGGACUCUGCACUUUUAUGAUAUUUCUUACUUUUACUUUUUCUUAUACUUUUAUCUUUACAAUGCCUUUUUUGAACCUACUUGUUUUAUUAGGAAAACGGGUUUCAUGGUUGACCAGGCUAUAAAUAUGAUUCAAUCGAAUGCAAACGUACGAUUAGAUAGGUUAUUGCGCUUCGCAAUAACAUGCGAACUAUGAGGUUGUAAUUAUAAAACUAAAAAUGCGUUUAACGCCCUCCAGCUGCCUGAGGAUCACCAGUAUAAAAUAGGUGCUUCUACGAGUCAAGUUUUCGAGUAAUGAUUGAAAGAUUUUCAUUUACAUUUCUCAUGUCUCAUGAAAACAUCAUGAUGAUAUACGGUAACGCAAGGAAUCUGAACCUCGGAGUUCGCAUGUUUUAGGGUCUGUUUCCAUAUGGAGGUGGGAGAGCUCAGAUAGGUGAGGUAGCCCGCCUUGGUGGGGCAACCCGCCUGUACAUAUAAUCUCUUAUCUUAUCUUGAUCACAUUUACAUGAUAGCUCGGCUAUUCCGCUUACGCGGGUCGCCCGGUCUGCCGGAUAGAUGAACCCUGUCACUUGCCAUGUAAACGUUUCCGCUUAGCCGGAGUCGCCUUCACGUCACAAUUGCAACGGCGCCAACAACCUUACCCCGAUAUCUUAGGGUUGUAAGAUUGUAUAUAAUUUGGACCACGGCUUAGCGGGUUACUUCACUUACCUGGACUCUCUCACCUUCGAGUAAACAGGCCCUUGAAAAGACUCCAUAAAAUAGGGUUAAAAAGUUAAUAAGGGCCGCUGAAGUAUUUAAUGAAGCUAAAUGCUAGCAAAAGUUUAUCAGCGUUGCUAAUUUAUUUGUAAAUAAUUUUUUUUAAUGUAGUUUUUCUUUUUGAUAACGAGAGGCUGAAGUUUCCCCAAAUUAAACAGCGACAAACAUUGCAUUGAUAGAUGUGUUGUAACAGACGGGACUGAUGAGAUGUUAGAACUUCUCUUAGCUUUUGCUUUCAACUCAAAAUCAUGAUAUUACACUACCUAGAUACGGCGAAGAUUAUUCGAGGCAUCAUAGAUGUCAUUGUUAAGCGAGAGAAAACUUCUGCAGUUGGAUAUGUCAGGAAACGCUCCCUUUGAUAAUAAACAUGUAACUUACUUUGAAA